This is a messenger RNA of Pseudomyrmex gracilis, 537 nucleotides long. RefSeq names its product 52 kDa repressor of the inhibitor of the protein kinase. Lineage: Eukaryota; Metazoa; Arthropoda; Insecta; Hymenoptera; Formicidae. The record is from RefSeq and is a predicted model, not a curated record. The coding region runs from base 1 to 537 and encodes 178 amino acids. Gene Ontology annotation, molecular function: sequence-specific DNA binding. The transcript has 4 exons.
AUGGCUGCGUUCAGAAUAUCAGUAGAAAGAAAUGUGAUAAAAAUGAAGAGAGGUGGUUACAGCUGUAGUAUGAAAGGUUGUCCAAAUAUUUCUGGACGUGAAUCUAGUUCCAGUUUUUUUCGUUUCUCAAGGGAUCCAGAAAGAGCAAAAUUGUGGUUGGAAAAAUGUAAUCGCGAAAUUAACACAUCAGUAGAAAAUUUAUAUAAAAAUUACAAAGUUUGUGAUGAUCAUUUUAAAUCGUUGAUGUUUUUAAACAAUUUAAAAAACCGACUUCAACCACAAGCAAUCCCCGAACAUAUGAAACAUGAUAAUGAAUCUUUAGAAUUAUCAAGUAGAUACAACGCAUUCNAUUUGAAUGAUAAGUCUGAAGAAAAUAUAUCAGCUGAGUGUGACAACAUCAAAUUUACUUAUGAACAAUCAUCAUUACAAACUAGAUUUUCGAACGAAGUUGAACAUCAAUCAGGUAAUAAUUGUAAUUCAAUUAGUGAACUAUGUACUAUAUAUAAUUCUUUUGUUUCAUAUUUGAUUUACAAUUAG